Lolium rigidum is the source of this 365-nucleotide messenger RNA. RefSeq lists its product as uncharacterized. The record is from RefSeq and is a predicted model, not a curated record. Lineage: Eukaryota; Viridiplantae; Streptophyta; Magnoliopsida; Poales; Poaceae. Bases 1 to 210 code for a protein of 69 amino acids. The transcript has a single exon.
AUGGCGGACUGGGGCCCGGUGAUCGUGGCGACGGUGCUCUUCGUGCUGCUCACGCCGGGGCUGCUGUGCACGCUGCCGGGGCGCGGCCGGGUGGCGGAGUUCGGGAGCAUGCACACCAGCGGCCUCUCCAUCCUCAUCCACGCCGUCCUCUACUUCGCGCUCGUCACCAUCUUCCUCAUCGCCAUCGGCGUCCACGUCUACGCUGGCUAGGCGCCUAGCGCACCCACCAACACCAGCAUCGAUCCACUGAUUCCAGCUCUUCCCCCACUUGGAUCUAGCGCUAAGAUCUGGCUGAUUGUUGGGCUAUGUACGGUCUUUGCUUGUGAACUUUCAGUAACCGGGCUGUAAAGAUCCGAGAUGCUGCA